AUAGACCGGGUACUGAAGAGAAAUCAUAUGACCAUGAAACAAAUAUACAGGGUACCAUUCGACAGGAACACAGAGAGGGUGAAAGAACUGCAGUACCAGUAUGUGCAGAGAAUAAUGGCAUUGGAGGGGAUUGAAACACCUCAUCUCCUGGUGUUUGUAGAUGAGGCUGGUUUCAAUCUGGCCAAGAGCCGCAGGCGCGGACGUAACAUCAUUGGCCAGCGGGCUACAGUGGACGUCCCGGGUCAAAGAGGGGGAAAUAUUACAAUGUGUGCGGCCAUUUCUGACAAUGGUGUGGCCACACGUAUUGCAAGCCUGGGCCCGUACAACACUCAGAGGCUCCUCCUCUACCUGGACCGUCUGUAUAUGGAUUUAGUCCCCAAAAAUGAAAGGGGUCUCGAAGCACCCCACCUACCACAGUUUGUCAUUGUGUGGGACAAUGUGAGCUUUCACCGUGGCCCACUCAUCAGAGCAUGGUUCAACAGCCAUCCAAGGAUGCGUAAUGUGUUUUUACCACCAUAUUCGCCGUUUCUCAAUCCUAUUGAAGAGUUUUUCUCUGCUUGGAGGUGGAGAGUUUAUGAACGCCACAUUGGGGAUCAGAGGUCUCUCCUCAAUGCGAUGGAUGCUGCCUGUGAAGACAUCACAGGCGAUCAGUGUCGGGGUUGGCUAAGACAUUCACUCCGCUUCUUCCCACGCUGCAUCGCAAGGGAGAACAUCCGGUGCGAUGUAGAUGAAAAUCUGUGGCCAAACAGAGAGCAGUGGAUGGAUGGCCAGGAGGAUGAGGAUGGUGACCAGGAGAGGGUGGGGGAAGACGGCAACAGCGACUAGUCCAAGUGUUUCAUUUCUGGAACUUUAUUGCUUUUUUGGUUCAUGUUUAUAUUUUGCCAUACAGCCUUUCAGCGCGAGGACGCAUGAUAUCACAUGCAGAAGGUCAAUGCAUAUUUUCCUUUUACCUAUAUUCUCUGUACGUAAUGCAGUAAUGCAUGCAAUUUGGUUUGUGUGAAAAUUGUGUGAAUAAACAAU
This is a messenger RNA of Neoarius graeffei (lesser salmon catfish), 1020 nucleotides long. RefSeq lists its product as uncharacterized. The coding region runs from base 28 to 825 and encodes 265 amino acids. The transcript has 2 exons. The record is from RefSeq and is a predicted model, not a curated record. Lineage: Eukaryota; Metazoa; Chordata; Actinopteri; Siluriformes; Ariidae. Gene Ontology annotation, molecular function: nucleic acid binding.